Messenger RNA from Anopheles gambiae (African malaria mosquito), 7278 nucleotides. It is a transcript of the gene PCB, whose product is annotated as pyruvate carboxylase, mitochondrial. Gene Ontology annotation, molecular function: ATP binding; pyruvate carboxylase activity; metal ion binding. Gene Ontology annotation, cellular component: cytoplasm. Lineage: Eukaryota; Metazoa; Arthropoda; Insecta; Diptera; Culicidae. The transcript is spliced from 8 exons. Gene Ontology annotation, biological process: gluconeogenesis; pyruvate metabolic process. The coding region runs from base 3138 to 6728 and encodes 1196 amino acids. The record is from RefSeq and is a predicted model, not a curated record.
CCGAUGCGUUCAGUUUCACGUUCAGUUCAUGGGACGGUAACGGUGGAUACGGUGUUCGGAAUCGUCCGCAUCCAUAGUAAUCUACAUCAGUGUUGUGCCUCGUCGGGGCUGUUUGAGGUUUUCACCGCAUCGUGCUGUUGCUUAUGGUAAAUCUGUUGCCUAGUUAAUUACGACCUUUGUGCAAACAGUUGUCCCAAGAAUGUAUAAGUGGAUCGAUUCGAUUUGGGGACGAAACAUCAAGGCGUGUUUUUGGUUUUCUUCUGCCCAAACAAUAACAUUGUAGUUGACAUGCCGGUGUAACGUGUUACAGCUACUACGUUGUUAGCUGUUGUCUUGUCCAAUGCUAUUACUUGUUGCAUUUUGCGUUAUUGGUUUGCCCAACAUCUACACUGUCAAUUCAGACAUAAGAUUGUUUUCUAAUAUGUUGCGUAAUAGACAUUAAGCCAUCCGAGUUUUAUUCGGCACCGGGCCGCCGAUCGAACUAGCACCGCGUCAUGGCUUGUACGGACACACGAGAUACGGACGGGAGAAAAGUUACUGUUAGUGUUAGUGUUAACGAUGGGUGCAGUGGAAAUCGUACGACCAUCAAAAGGGUCGGUAAGAGAUUUUUCUGUGCUUCAUCAUCGCACGAUGCGUGGCACCAGUCCAUACCGACGACGUUGGACAAGCUUACACUAAAGCUAAAGAAACCAGUUGACACCAAUUCUUCCCCGUUUCAAUGUCGUGCUGAAAGGUGCACAAUAAUCUUGCCCCCUGUUCGUACACCAAGCGAUACGCGUUUCGAUGUGAUGCGUGUAAACAUCUGGGGCCUGAUAAUACGCACGAUGUAAUAACGUAGCGCUCAGACGCAUCAGUAUUACACUUCAGCUAGCGUACAUUAUUUGAACACUUGCAUUGAACGGUUUUAGCUUUUCAUGUGUUAGUUUGUUUAUUUUUCCGCCCAUUACUUUACCAUAUGUUUGCCGCACGCGAUGACCUUCGAUCUAAAGGUUGUCAAAUGAAAGGUUUUUUUCUUAAGAUUUUACGUUACUACUACCACCACCACAAAAGAGUUCAAUGUCCACGUCGCGAAAUAAAGCUAAUAACAAGGUUUUUUUGUGUGUGUAGAUGGUGAUGUGAUUUGUUCUGUGUACCGUGCAGGUAACACGCGGUCUUUAGUGGACCAGCGUAACGAUGGACUUAAUAGGAGAAUGUGACCAAAAUAUGAAUUAUCAAGCAAGGUUUUUAUGGUCUUAUACGUCUUUUUUUAAUGUACAAGUGGAUUUCAAAUAAUAGGUAUUGAGUCAAAAUACAAUGUUAAUACAAUUUUGUUCAUGUUUGUUAUUACCGACACAACGGACUCAAUGCAGAUAUAGAAACAAAUUCAUCUGAUAGUUCGAUUCUGGCGAAUUUCAUCUUAUCAAAUUGCCAAAGAUCGCACACUGUCAUGCAAAUAAAAAUAAAAUGUAAUAAAACUCCAAUAAGCUUUUGAAGCUAUGAUCAAUAUUAUCGGGCAAAUGAAGGUUAUGAGCCACUGGUGGCAGCACAGCAAUAACCGGAGAGUGGCAGGCAGCAUAACCACACACGAGUCGAAUAGGUUUAAACACAUUUUCCUUUGGCACUCAUAGAUCACCGCCAUGCGAGAACUGUACAAUGUGUGUUAGUUAUUGAUAACGAUUGGGACCCGUAAUCGUCUUACGCUUUUUUUUGCCCUUCUAUUCUGAUUUCAACGUAUUUUGCUAUGCUUUCAAUCAAUUCUGCUGUUGCUGCCUACUGUCGCCGCCGUGUGACUCUGAAUUGGCCGACGGGUUUAAUCAUAACUAAUCAAUUUCAACUGAUAUUUCCAAGGUAUUAGUGCUAUUUAUUUAUGAAAGUAACGGCUAGCAAUCGUUAUCACCAAUCGUAGACUCGAACUGAAUGAUAUGACGUGUACGACGGGCAGGGUUGCAUGCUUUUUCUAAGACAAUUGGUACACUUUCUAGAAUCGCAAUCACUGCUUCUAGUUGACCAAAGUGCUACAAAAGAACAAUUUUCUGAAAGAUUUGUUGCCGACUAUCUCGAUAUGCAAAAAAAAAGUUAAUUUCCAAUAUUUUGUAUUUGUAAAGUUGUUGACGUUCCAAUAAGAGUGCCAUCGAAUCAACAUCCUGUCACACAAGAUUCAGCAUGGUGAUAACCAACUUUAUCAAUCAACAUGUGAAACAAAAGUUUCACUUCCCAUGCGGACGAGUUCAGAAUGUGUGCCAGUAAAAGUAAUAGCCGCUCCUGAAAACUCCCUGUAAAUAAAUUCCAAACUUCAAAACUCUUGCCUCUAUUAUAGAUUAACAAACAGAAUAAAUGGUCUACUUUUGCUGAUAGAGAAUCAUUUCAAUUUCUUUUAUCAUUCUAACAACAAAAGGAUUUUGGGCCUUUGGAAACAGUUUGUGUAGUGUGUUGACAGUAUCCCAAUUGUGUAAGAUGUGCGAGAAACUCUUGAAUUCCAGUUCCACAUUGAAAAGAUUUCCUAGUUCAUUAGUAUAUGGUUUUCCCGCAAUAUUUGGAGCAAUGUAAACUUUACUGGAAUUACUGGAUUUUAUCAUACGGUGUUUGGCCUCUUUUUUAUUUACGAUCUAAUAUGUCAGCACUUUUUUUACAUUGAAGUGUACAUUGAAGUUUGAAUUCAAAACACGCUCUAAUAGAUGAAGAGCAGCCAGUCCAGUUCAUGACCCACUAUGCUAAUCGCCUAAUCAACAUUUAUUUUUGGUAUUUCCAAACAAUAUGUGUAACGACUGCCAAUGCUUUUUACACGUUUUUUAUUACUAUGCUUUUAAUAAUGAACACCUUUAUCUGUUGACUGCAUUCACGUUUAUAUGCUGUUUGGUUGUUACAAAAUAGCAAAAUUGUUUAUAAAUCAAACCACUAUUGAUUAUGCCUGCCCUGGGUUAUCAACAACAUGAAUACGAAAACAAAAUCACAUUUUGCACUUUGGAACCUAAAUCAACGAUUUGCCGAACGAACUACUAGCAAUGCCAAUGCGAAGGCAACUUAGUUCCUGUUUCUAUUCACCGUUUCAGUUCCAGUUAUAUAAAACUGACCAGCCGAGGAUUAGCAGUAGAAACACAAGAGCAACCCUUGGAAUCCACCGUCCACCGCCAACUGAAGAGUAACCGUUAAACGUCAAGAUGCAGCUAUUCAGUGCCCAAAUCGCUGUUGCAGGAUUACGGCGAACAAAUCGGGCUCGCCUAUGGACCAUCCGUAAAAAUGGCUUUGCAAGCCAGGUCGAAUACAAACCCAUACGAUCCGUGCUGGUUGCGAAUCGAGGAGAAAUUGCCAUUCGUGUCUUUCGUGCCUGCACGGAACUUGGAAUCCGAUCCGUGGCCGUUUACUCCGAACAGGACAAGAUGCAUAUGCACCGUCAAAAAGCAGAUGAGUCAUACAUGGUAGGAAAAGGGCUGGCCCCUGUUGAAGCAUACCUCAGCAUUCCGGAAAUCAUUCGAGUGUGCAAGGAAAAUGAUGUUGAUGCCGUUCAUCCUGGAUAUGGAUUUUUGUCUGAACGGUCUGACUUUGCGCAAGCUGUCAUCGAUGCAGGAUUGCGUUUCAUUGGCCCUUCGCCGAAAGUUGUGCAACAGAUGGGAGAUAAGGUCGCUGCACGCAAGGCUGCCAUCGAGGCUGGUGUGCCCAUUGUACCCGGUACAGAUGGACCAGUAACCACCAAAGAGGAGGCUGUCGAGUUCUGUCGUAAGCAUGGUUUGCCCGUCAUUUUUAAGGCUGCGUACGGUGGUGGCGGCCGUGGCAUGCGAGUCGUUCGCAAAAUGGAUGAAGUUGAAGAUAACUUCAUGCGUGCCAGUUCCGAAGCAAAAGCAGCAUUCGGAAAUGGUGCUAUGUUCAUUGAAAAGUUCAUUGAGCGUCCGCGGCACAUUGAGGUGCAACUGCUGGGUGACAAAGCGGGAAAUGUCGUUCAUCUGUACGAGCGCGACUGUUCCGUGCAGCGACGCCAUCAAAAGGUAGUUGAAAUUGCGCCGGCACCCCGUCUACCGAUUGAAGUGCGGGACAAAAUGACGGAGUAUGCCGUUCGUUUGGCGCGGCACGUGGGCUAUGAAAAUGCGGGCACGGUCGAGUUCUUGUGCGACGAAUCUGGAAACUUUUACUUCAUCGAAGUUAAUGCUCGACUACAAGUUGAGCAUACCGUUACUGAGGAAAUUACUGGCAUCGAUCUGGUGCAGUCGCAGAUCCGUGUUGCUGAAGGUAUGACCCUGCCCGAACUUGGCUACACGCAAGAAAAUAUCAAACCGCAAGGAUAUGCUAUUCAGUGCCGUGUUACAACGGAAGAUCCGGCGAACGAUUUCCAACCAAACACAGGCCGUUUGGAGGUAUUCCGUUCCGGCGAAGGUAUGGGUAUUCGUUUGGACAGCGCCUCAGCUUACGCUGGUGCCAUUAUUUCUCCGUACUACGAUUCGCUACUGGUCAAAGUCAUAUCGCACGCCUCGGAUCUACAAUCGUCCGCGGCAAAAAUGAACCGUGCCCUGCGCGAGUUCCGUAUUCGGGGUGUCAAAACCAACAUACCAUUCCUACUUAAUGUGCUUGAGAAUCAAAAGUUCCUCAAUGGAGUACUUGACACCUACUUUAUCGAUGAGCACCCGCAGCUGUUCCGAUUUUCCAAAUCGAAAAACCGCGCUCAGAAGCUGCUGAACUAUCUUGGCGAAGUUUUGGUAAAUGGACCGACCACUCCACUCGCGACGAAACUAAAGCCCGCUGAAGUUCAACCGCACGUUCCUCAAUUGCCAUUGGAUCUAUCACCGGAAGCACUGGCCGAGGAGGAAGAGGGUACAAGAAAAGUUACAGAGCCACCGCGUGGUUUCAAACAAAUUCUGCAGGAGGAAGGCCCUGAAGGUUUUGCAAAGGCGGUACGAAGCCAAAAGAAGCUGCUACUCAUGGAUACCACGUUCCGCGACGCUCAUCAAUCGCUACUAGCCACACGUGUACGAACGCACGACCUGCUGAAGAUAUCGCCGUUUGUGGCGCACAAAUUUAACAACCUAUAUUCGCUAGAAAACUGGGGAGGUGCUACUUUCGACGUCGCACUCCGUUUCCUGCACGAAUGCCCAUGGGAACGGUUGGAGGAAAUGCGCAAACAGAUUCCAAACAUUCCCUUCCAGAUGCUUCUACGCGGUGCAAACGCCGUUGGAUACACGAACUAUCCCGAUAAUGUGGUGUACAAAUUCUGUGAACUAUCGGUACAAUGUGGAAUGGAUAUUUUCCGAGUAUUUGACUCGUUGAACUAUCUGCCGAACUUGAUCCUCGGUAUGGAAGCGGCCGGUAAUGCUGGCGGUGUAGUGGAGGCUGCUAUCUCGUACACUGGAGAUGUGAGUGAUCCGAAAAAAACCAAGUACGAUCUUAAAUACUACACUAACCUCGCCGACGAAUUAGUCAAAGCAGGGACUCAUGUCCUGUGCAUCAAGGAUAUGGCUGGACUGCUAAAACCGCAAGCCGCACGCUUACUCAUUACAGCUAUUCGCGAAAAACACCCAGAUGUACCAAUUCACAUUCACACACACGAUACAUCAGGAGCGGGCGUAGCUUCUAUGCUAGCAUGUGCCGAGGCUGGUGCCGAUGUCGUUGAUGUCGCGGUCGACUCCAUGUCCGGAAUGACUUCGCAGCCGAGUAUGGGAGCGGUUGUCGCAUCUCUUCAGGGCACCAGUCUCGAUACUGGCUUAGGAUUACCGGAUAUUAGCGAAUACUCUGCCUACUGGGAGCAAACGCGUACGCUAUAUGCACCAUUCGAAUGCACCACCACGAUGAAAUCGGGCAAUGCCGAUGUGUACAUGAAUGAAAUUCCUGGAGGACAGUACACGAAUUUGCAAUUCCAGGCUUACUCGCUUGGAUUGGGGGAUUUCUUUGAAGACGUCAAAAAGGCGUACCGUGAGGCCAACCUGUUAUUGGGAGACAUCAUUAAAGUUACUCCCUCUUCGAAGGUCGUUGGUGAUUUGGCCCAAUUCAUGGUACAAAACCACUUAACGGCCGACCAGGUGCUGGAACGAGCGGAGGAGCUUUCUUUCCCGAAAUCAGUGGUCGAGUUCCUGCAGGGUGCUAUUGGCACACCACAUGGCGGCUUCCCCGAACCCCUACGAUCUCGCGUACUUAAGGAUAUGCCACGCAUUGAGGGACGUCCCGGUGCUCAACUGGCUCCACUUGAUUUUGAUGCACUUAAGAAAUCGCUACAGGAAUCUCAUCCCGACGUGCAAGAUCGUGAUGUCAUGUCGGCAGCCCUCUACCCUCAAGUUACAAACGAUUUCCUUAACUUCCGCGAUACAUUCGGGCCGGUAGAUAAACUAAAUACACGCGUAUUUCUUACCGGACCGAAGGUAGGUGAGGAGUUUGAGGCAACCAUAGAGAAGGGAAAAACGCUUGGCUUCAAGACACUAGCUAUGGCCGAAGAUCUAACUGCCAACGGUGAACGAGAAGUGUUUUUCGAACUGAACGGUCAGUUGCGUUCGGUGCUGAUUCGCGACAAGGAGGCAGUCAAGGAGUUGCACAUCCAUCCAAAGGCUACCAAGGGUAACAAAAACGAAGUUGGUGCCCCAAUGCCCGGAUCCGUGAUCGAAAUCAAGGUAAAGGUUGGAGACCACGUCGAGAAAGGCCAGCCGCUGAUUGUGCUGUCGGCAAUGAAGAUGGAAAUGGUGGUGCAGUCGCCCCGAGCUGGCGUUGUGAAAACACUGGAUAUCAGCAACGGCAUGAAACUCGAAGGAGAAGACUUGCUUUUGACUCUUGAAUAAGGUUUCGGCAAAAAAACCCAAUGAUAUGCCUUAUAAUUGAUGCUGAUACCGGUUUACGGUCAUGCAGGGAAAGGAUACAUCCCAACAAAACACUACAUGGAAAGAAAACGGCCAUGAAAUUGUUAUUAAAUUAACAUGCGUUACGAUCAUACAAACAUGAUGGCCUUCUAGAAGUUAGUUUUCACUGUCAUCACAAUCGUGCUUUGUGGCAAUGUUUUAAUCGUACCGAUUGCGCUCUACGAUAUUGGUACAAUUAACUACUCUUUGCAUCGUACUCUAUGAGAACUGCAUCCGAUAAUUACAUGAAAUGAAAUCAUCCGAGCCUAGCUCAUUACCCAGCUAUCCAACGUGUUUUAUAAAACCCGUAUCAUCAAAACUCCGUAGCUGUUGAUAGAUUAUAUUGUGUUUUUUUUUGUUAGAUUAGUUUCAUGAGACUUUUGUUUAGUUAUGGUUUGGGAAGGGAUAUCAAAUAUAAAAUAUUUUAUAUGCAAUGCGUUUAAGGUGCGCAUGGUAAUGUGUUUUUUUAUGAAACAAUAAAAUAUUACUAGAA